CCACUCUCUGCGACAUCAAGUGUACAUCACGUGUCUCCCCUCCUGCAUUGGCGCUGUUGGGUCGCGACUUCACAACGGACGCCUCGAGGGUCUUCCCAUUCCGGACGCACCUCCGUCUCCGCAUUACUUCCGCACCGCUUAACGUGCUGCACUCGCGCAGGCCGCAGCAGUCAUGAAGGGCUUCAGGCAAAGGGUUCAUGAACAGCUCUCAAGAGCGAAAGACGGCAACAAGUCAUCUAAGAAGAAAGACUCGUCUUCCGGCACCGCAUCGCCUUCGCAGGGCGCCAGCUCCCCCGCCAACGUCACGCCUUCCUCGUCGCAGACACAGCUCGCAGACGCCCGCAAGAACGCGCCCUCGGCAGAUGGCCAGCCCAGCAGCGGCUCUCUGCAGUCCGGUCAACACGGCGCGCCAGGCGCAGCAGGCGGCGCAAUGUUUGGCGGUCCUGGAGGCAUGACGGGCGGAGCAGCCGCAGGCGCCACUGGCGCCGUCGCACCCCACAGAAUGGGACAGCCCCUUGUGCCCAACGUCACCAUCAGCCCAAGCGCUCCUCACAUUCCCCCUCCCGGCGCGGCUGAAACAAUGCCUGGCGACCUUCAACCUCCCAAGGCUGGCCAGAAGUCGACCGUAUUCGAUCGCCUCCAGGCCACUCCGAAAGACAACAUCGAGGGCAUUCGGACGCCAAAGCGACAGCACUCGUCUAGAUUCGACAUCUCCGAUCAGCGUCAGCGCGAAUUGGAGAAGCUGCCGGGUUUCCAUGAGGUGCCACCAAACAAGAGAGAGGAGCUUUUUGUGUCGAAGAUCGACCAGUGCAACAUUAUCUUCGACUUCAACGAUGCUAGCGGUGACAUGAAGUCGAAGGAGAUCAAGCGCCUGGCCCUCCACGAGUUGCUUGACUACGUUGCCAAUAAUCGCCAGGUUAUCACAGAGAAGAUGUACCCACUCGUCGUUCAAAUGUUCGCCAAGAACCUGUUUCGCCCUAUUCCUCCUCCGAUGAACCCGCAAGGAGAGGCUUUCGACCCAGAGGAGGACGAGCCGGUGCUGGAGGUAGCGUGGCCACAUAUUCAGGUCGUCUACGAGUUCUUCCUCCGAUUCAUCGAAAGCCAAGACUUCAACACAAACAUUGCCAAAGCGUACAUAGACCAUAGCUUUGUGCUCAAUCUUCUGGAAUUGUUCGACUCCGAGGAUCCGCGCGAACGUGACUUUUUGAAGACCACGCUCCACCGUAUAUACGGAAAGUUCCUGAACCUCCGCUCUUACAUUCGUCGCUCUAUCAACAACGUCUUCUUCCAGUUCAUCUACGAAACCGAGAGAUUCAACGGAAUCGCUGAGCUGCUCGAAAUUCUGGGGUCAAUCAUCAAUGGUUUCGCUCUGCCACUCAAAGAGGAACACAAACUCUUCCUCACGCGAGUGCUGAUUCCACUGCACAAAGUAAAGAGUUUGAGCAUGUAUCACCCACAGCUGGCGUAUUGUAUUGUUCAAUUCUUAGAAAAGGAUGCCGCGUUGACAGAAGAGGUCGUCCUGGGUCUCCUCCGCUACUGGCCAAAGGUGAACAGCACCAAAGAAGUUAUGUUCCUAAAUGAAGUGGAGGAUAUCUUUGAGGUCAUGGAUCCGGCCGAGUUUGCGAAGGUGCAGGAGCCGCUGUUCAAUCAACUGGCAAAGUCGGUGGCCAGUCCUCAUUUCCAGGUCGCUGAACGUGCACUCUACUUUUGGAACAACGAGUACUUCUGCAAUUUGGUCAGCGACAACGUUGAGGUCAUUCUGCCAAUCAUGUUUGCUCCAUUGUACGAGAACUCCAAGGGUCAUUGGAAUAGGACUAUCCACGGCAUGGUGUACAACGCCAUGAAAUUGUUCAUGGAAGUAAACCCCCAGCUAUUUGACGACUGCUCGCAUGACUAUGCCGAAUCCCAGAAUAAUGCAGGUCAAAGAAAACAGAGUCGGCAAGACCGCUGGGAUAAGCUCGCUCAGCUCGCUGAAGCACGUCAAAAUGGAACCGCGCCACCGCACGAUUCAGAUCCGCUCAGCCAAGGACGAUUGGAAAACCUACGGCUGCAGGAUGACGGAGCUGCGCGAGACAGGCGGCCAAAGGAGUACGAGCGGCAGAGCAGCCAAACUUCGGUACGUUGAUUCUUAAGUCCUUAGAACUCAGGAUGAGCUUUUUCUACGGCCGAAUCGAUGUACUCUUAAUUCUAUCCCUAGACUUCUAGG
Molecule: messenger RNA, 2206 nt
Organism: Boeremia exigua
Lineage: Eukaryota; Fungi; Ascomycota; Dothideomycetes; Pleosporales; Didymellaceae
Product: phosphatase 2A regulatory B subunit-domain-containing protein
Exons: 6
Coding region: 173-2125 (650 amino acids)
Biological process (GO): signal transduction
Cellular component (GO): protein phosphatase type 2A complex
Molecular function (GO): protein phosphatase regulator activity
Source: RefSeq, a predicted model, not a curated record